Molecule: messenger RNA, 908 nt
Organism: Amyelois transitella
Lineage: Eukaryota; Metazoa; Arthropoda; Insecta; Lepidoptera; Pyralidae
Gene: koko
Product: cyclin-Q
Exons: 2
Coding region: 104-859 (251 amino acids)
Biological process (GO): regulation of transcription by RNA polymerase II
Cellular component (GO): nucleus
Molecular function (GO): cyclin-dependent protein serine/threonine kinase regulator activity
Source: RefSeq, a predicted model, not a curated record
AAGUAUCUAUGGUUAACCUUUCUUUUCUUCCACUGUUUGGCAAUAUUGACAUGAAUUAUUGUUUUGUUUUGUGACUCGAAAGUAAAUAUAGUAAUUUGUUACAAUGAAAGACGUUAUAGAUGUAAUAGCACUACAAAAUAAUAGGCGCGAAAGGCGUUUACCAGAUUACAGAAGUGCUCCAGGUCACAGUUUAGCUACAAACUUUAUCUUCGAAUGCGGUAUAAAACUUGGACUGCAACCGGCAACUGUAGCUACAGCAGCUAUAUUCUACCAUAAAUUUUUUAAGGAAGCUGACAAAAAUGACUACGACUGUUACGUGAUUUGUACGGCUUGCCUAUGUGCAGCUGGGAAGUCGAGAGAUGAGCCCAUAAAGUUACGGGAUGCUGUGAACGUUGCUCAUAAUUCUAUAAACCGCGGCCAGGGUCCUAUGGAGUUGGGCGAAGAAUACUGGCUUUGGCGUGGCGCUGUAGCUCAAGCUGAGCUCUUAGUACUAAGAUUAUUGGGUUUCAAUUUAGAAACACCUUCGCAUCAUAGAUAUUUGUUGCACUAUUUACGAUCACUGCAAGAAUGGUUCCCUGCCUCUCAAUGGCGAUCAGCGCCGAUUGCAAGAACUGCAAUGGCUUUCCUGCAAGAUUUUCAUCAUUCUCCGGCUAUUUUGGACUACAGAGCACCUCAUGUGGCUGUAGCGUGUUUGACAUUGGCACUACAUGUCUUAGGUGUGUCUGUGCCAUUGGCAUCUACGUUAGAUGAUGAUGCAGCCUGGUAUUCUGUAUUUACUAAGGACUUGCAAAAAGAGAAGAAUUGGGAAAUAAUGGAAAAAAUAAUGCAAGUGUAUGGCAGGGAACCGGAGCCAAUUUAGUUUAUUAAUUUAGCAUAAAAGUGUGUUUAAUAAAGUAUUGAUUGGUAAA